Molecule: messenger RNA, 3789 nt
Organism: Colletotrichum orchidophilum
Lineage: Eukaryota; Fungi; Ascomycota; Sordariomycetes; Glomerellales; Glomerellaceae
Product: cytosine-specific methyltransferase
Exons: 2
Coding region: 1-3789 (1262 amino acids)
Cellular component (GO): nucleus
Molecular function (GO): chromatin binding; methyltransferase activity
Source: RefSeq, a predicted model, not a curated record
AUGCCUUGGUUUCCUGAGGACGUGGGAGACUUGGAUGGCGGUCUCCCUUUCGACUGGGAGGAGGAAGACCUAAGCCUGCAUUCGGACCCUGAUACUGCAGGCUACGAGAAUGAAGUCGAUGAGCCUUGGGAGACAGCCAAGGAACUGCGCAACUUUGAGGAUCGCGUCACUUCUCAAGCCUUGGAAGUGCCAGCAGCUGUCAUUGACGAUGAGUUGCCCACAGCACCCAGUCCGCCGAUGCCGGUUGACGCUACACCGGAAGCCCCAUUGGAAGAGCAGCCCGUCAGAGACGAGAAUGGCAUAGAGGUAGGCACCAUCUUGCCGGCAGCGCGGUUGAGUCUUCCGCAUGAGAUUUCGGUCGAUAUUCCUUCUAGCACACUUGUUGUGCCGGCAAAUCUAUACCAAGGCGAAGGGACUGCAGCCAGCGAACGAGAAUGGGCAGCGGUGCGGUCUUUGCUGGAAGAGACUCGCCGGCACAAUAUUGACGAUGGAAACAAUGAAGACUUUAUUGAGUUUGAGUUUGACAACUUCGCCAUACACAUUAACGCCACGGCACCGGGUGGUAAGCUUUAUGAGGACAGACGCUAUCCCUGUGAGAUGCGCCCUCUACACCAUCUCGGCACUCAAAACGGAUGUACCCAGAUGUUUGCAGACGGCAUCUUGUCUAUAGGGGAAAAACGGUUCUUUAUACGGCAAAUUCCUUUCAAUGAGUUGCCCAUUGGGAACUACGGGGUGUCUGAGCCGACCGUUAACUCUGAGAUAUGGAUACGCUCGAAGAUGAAUGUCGCGGUUGCUAACAAGCAGGGGCCCGAUAUAUAUUAUCGUCUGAGAAAUCCGGCCCCCGAAUAUCGCCGAUAUCAUGCCGGGUUCAUAUGGGUCGCAGAUCUGGCCAAGCACGUGGUCGACUAUCUCUCUGCUGCCAUAGAUGAGGGCCGUCGUGUCACAUUUCGAGAAUUUCGGUCGGAUUUCAGUCAAUGGCUUAGCAAAAUGCAUGGGAGCUCGAAGGCAUUCUCCAAAUGGCGGCGGCAGUAUGCUAGGGAAGACUUUGGCACUGCGAUUGUGCCUCAUCUGGAGUAUAUAUACAAAGAAGCCUAUGGGGUCCUUGGGCACGGCAAAGUCACAUCGAUAUAUCUUUGGAGAGAGAUCCGCGAUUUUACCGCAUUCGCCAAUAGCCAGAAGCAAGUACCCCGGGGCCUAGGUAGCGGGGCUUCCACUCCACGGGCUUCACUAUCGCCAACGCCGACCCUUGUAACUCCAUACAUCGACGACCUCUUCCAUCAUUUGCCUUGCGGGCCGAUGAUGGAGGCCAUCAGCCCAAGUGCAGAUGUGGAAAAGCUACGGAGGGCCAUCACACGAGAUUUAGGCUUGGAGUCGUCAGCAAGGAUUCAUACGACGGUCAAGAACAUCUUUGAAAGGACCGGAGGUGAAGUACAAGUCGGAGAUGUGAUUUCUACACCGAGAGACGAUAACGACGAGCACUGGGCUAGGGCUAGAGAACCUGCUACCGGAUUUGACGAUAUCGACCGUUGGUUUGGACUGGUUCAGAAAGUUCAUAAUGCCCACCCUUCGAGGCAAAAACGGUUUGACGUGAUUUGGAUAUACAGGCCUAUCGAUACGCUCUGCGGCACGAUGCGAUACCCGUGGAACAACGAACUCUUCCUCUCAGACCAUUGUACAUGCCAUGAUUCUGCCGUCGGGAAGAUCAAGGAGGAUGAGGUACUAGCAAUCCACAAAGUACACUGGGCAGGUUCGUCCGGGACUGAUACAGAGUUCUUUUGUCGCCAAACCUACCUUCACGACGAGCGCAAAUGGAUCACUUUCAAGGAGCAGCACCUGCGAUGCCUUCACCGCCGAAAUGAAGCGAGUUCCCUUUAUCAAAUUGGGGAAACUCUGCUGGUUAGUCUGAAGUCGAAUGACAACAUAGUCGAGCCUUGCGAAUUGAUAAGCCUCCCCAACGCCGAUGGCGUAGCAACGUUUCGCCUCCUGGAGCGUAGGCAUCGUCUGGAGCCCGGCACGAAUUUUCCACCAAACGAACUUGUCUAUACCAACGAAACGGUUACUGUCAAAGAGGGAAGGAUUCAUGGGAGAUGUCUGGUCCGAUUUUUCGGUCUCAAAGAGAAGAUACCACCGCCAUACGACCGGAACGGGGUGGGCAACGCAUUUUUCAUCACGCAUCGGUGGCAGGACGGAGUUAUGGUUCCUAUUGAGGAUGGGCCAAUACCAUCACUUAGACAAGGUUAUAAUCCGAUGAAGCCAUUCAGAAAGCUUCGGGGAUUCGACCUCUUUUGCGGAGGUGGCAACUUCGGUCGCGGGCUUGAAGAAGGAGGCGCAAUCGAGAUGAACUGGGCCAAUGACAUCAAUAUUAGGGCCAUUCACACAUAUAUGGCGAACGCCACGAACACUGUCCAUCCUUUCGCAGGUUCGAUAGAUGAUCUUCAACGACUUGCUCUACGAGGAGAUUUCAGCGAAAAGGUCCCUGAAAUCGGCAAGGUGGACUUCGUUUCUGGUGGUAGUCCAUGCCCUGGCUUCUCACGCCUGACGAUUGACAAGGCUACCCCUGAGCAACGCAAGAAUCAGUCACUAGUGGCUGCAUUCGCUUCGUUCGUCGAUACAUAUCGACCUCGCUAUGGCCUACUUGAGAACGUAAUGGAAAUCUUACAGCCCAAAGGACGCCGAGGCGAAGAUGUAUUCUGCCAACUGAUUUGCGCCCUCGUCGGUCUCGGCUACCAAGCCGAGGUCUUCUUGUUAGAUGCCUGGACUUAUGGAUCACCGCAGAGUCGAAGCCGCGUUUUCCUGUGCUUUGCUGCGCCUGGUCUCGCUCUUCCUGACAUGCCUCUCCAUUCUCAUUCCCACUAUACAGCUCAGAUUCGCGGUAGGGGAUUAGGUUGGAUCCCCAACGGCUCGCCAAUGGUUGAGCGACUCGUGAUGCCCACCCCGUUCAAGUUCGUCAGCGCACAAGAGGCGACGGCUGAUUUGCCUGACAUUAUGGACGGAAAGGUAGACUGUUGCAUUAACUUCCCGGACCACAGACUCGCCAAUGGCAUCACCAAAUGCGCACGUUCACAGCUGAGUGUCAUCCCCAUGCACCCCUACGGCAUGAAUUUCCAAACGACUUGGAAUAAUGGUAAGGGAGUCAUGACGCCGGCGGAGAGAAGCUUCUUCCCCGAAAAAGGUCUCCGGGUUGAAUUGCCAGUCUCUAGGGCUUGGGGACGAGCUUACCCAGACAAGGUCAUGCAAACGAUUACGACGGUCGCCUCACCUACAGAUGCUCGCGUCGGGCGUAUAAUGCACUGGAAUCAGAACCGUAUUCUCACUGUAAUGGAAGCCCGGCGUGCGCAAGGCUUCCGAGACCACGAGGUCAUACUCGGACGUCCCAAAGACCAAUGGAAAGUCGUUGGCAACAGUGUCGCCAGGGAGGUCUCGCUGGCCUUAGGUCUCUCCUUUCGUAAGGCGUGGUUGGGAUCUUUGGUUGACGGAGAUGAAGUUGUACCGAGGAUUGGCGUCGAACGCGACCUUUCUGAUGAUGUUCAAAUGAUGGAUAUACCGCCUUUAGCAGAGUCGCGUACAAGCAUCUCUGAAUCGGUAUCGCCAGCUUCAUGGUCAAGUCGCGCCUUGCCAUCGAAGCGUCCUUUAGGAAGCACACUUUUGGUUGAGCAAUUCACGUCAAAGGUGAUGAAGACGAGUCGGACACAGACGGCAAGCGAGAGCAGAACUACAAUGGAGGAUGGACAGCAGGCCGCAGAGACGUUCGUGGUGACCUCGGACAUUGAGAUCAUUGAGAUAGACUAG